AGAAAGAAUAUCUUACUUGGCGUACAGCACUAAAAGAGGUUGAAGGGGAUAAAUAGAGCGCUCACGGUCAUCCGACAACAUCAACGUAUACACAACCUGAAAGAAAAAGACAAGAUGGCUGCACCGAAGAAUUUCUACACUCCACCUACCUCAUCAUCAUCUUCGUCGUUACAGUACGACGCUGCUGGUAGCCGAAACGAAGUACGCGAGUAUUACCCUUCCCACGCACAAGCACAGCCCAAGGGGUUAGCCGGUACCGACCCCAAACGACUUGAGCGACUAGAGCAGCGUAUGAUGACCCGUGCUGAAGAUGGAAGUGCACCGUACCCGAAUGCCGCCCCAAACAAGAGCCGUCGCGCAGAGAUGAACCCAUCCGCCAGGUUCGAGCUUACGGGAGUCCGCCACGCCGUGGUAGAACCUUUCCAGGGACAAAUUUACAUUAAGAUUCGGGAGUUCGUUCAAAAGAAAGAUAGAGACUUCUGGAGCAGUCCACGAGGCAUCAACCUGAGGGUGAACGAAUGGAAGAAACUCGUGGAAUUGAUGCCCGCCAUCACCGAAGCUGUUGAAGAACUGGAGAAUCAAGGAAGCAAGAAGAUGAAACGUGACGGCGAUGCUCAGAGUGAUGAGGCUACGCCGGAUCCGGAAGAUGGCUUUCCAUGGGGGUAUACGGGUGACGCUGUACCAUACACCAAGCCCAGCGGGACACCGGAGGAGCAGAAGGAACGCGAGGCCUGUAAAGACCUUGCAUUUAACAUAAUUCAGUCGAUAUUCGUUCCUUGCAUUCUCAAGAAAGUAGAUGAAAUGUGUAGCGAGCAAUGUUAUGGAUGUAAUCUACCAAUAGCCGAAGACUUCACCCAGAAAAAUCACGAAUGUUUGAUGUUGGACGUGUCUGAUAAGGUAGAGAGGUACUUUGAUAAAGCGGUAGAUGACAUUUUGGAAACAGGUUUAGGAAAGUGCAGAUUGGAGUGGAAUACAACCGCUAAAGAGAACAAACGCAUUGUCUCACAGUAUUCGACUAUUCACGCCAGAAAUCGUCUUUUUACCAAGUAUGUCGAUAUGCAUGUCAAAAAGAGGGUCGAAGAACCUGAAAACGGAAGGGCAGUGUUGUAUAAUAUUUGUCACAUCGAUGGAUAGUCCCAACAACAUGUUGGAUUCAACCGAAUUAUUAAUGUAUAUUUACCUGAUGUCUCUUUGCUGACUCGAUUUUUUAUUUUUUGCUUCGUUUGUUUGUUUGUUUGUUUGUUUG
This is a messenger RNA of Patiria miniata (bat star), 1246 nucleotides long. RefSeq lists its product as uncharacterized. Gene Ontology annotation, molecular function: DNA binding; transcription coactivator activity. The coding region runs from base 115 to 1134 and encodes 339 amino acids. The transcript has 2 exons. The record is from RefSeq and is a predicted model, not a curated record. Gene Ontology annotation, biological process: positive regulation of transcription initiation by RNA polymerase II. Lineage: Eukaryota; Metazoa; Echinodermata; Asteroidea; Valvatida; Asterinidae.